AUGUCACGGCGUGCUGAGGCCCUGGGGGCACUCAAUCCACAGCAGCAACAACAAAUUAUCCAUGACGAGCACCCACGUAUGAUCGGAGUGCAGAAUGAGCUGCUGGAAACGAGUGUUAGCGAACAACUCAGCCCUCUUGCAGGAUUCCUCGUGCGAACACUCAACCGUUGUGGUCCUCUCACGCUGAAAGCUCUCGCUGAAGCUGUCAGGCAGGAACCCUUCGGAAACCCCUUGAGGAGUAGCAAAGGUGGCGGCGCAAGUGUUAGCGGCGGCAGCGUCAAUGAGGCGGUGAAGCAGGUAAGCAGCCCGAUUCCGCUUCCCGUGACCGCACCAAGUGAUAUUGUAACCGAUGCAGCUAUCAAAGAGAUCAUGACACGGUUGCUGUUGCACCGCGUUGUGCAACAUGACCCGUCUUCCAGUACUUAUAGCGUGGCACUGGGAUACGGAUUAUUUCUGCGCACCCUCUUCCCUGUUGUUGUGCAGUUUUUUCAACGCAACUUCGGAGAGACGGGUGUGACAAUUUUAAUGGUGUUUUAUCAGCUUGCCGUUGUACCAUGGGAAGCAGCUCUGCGACUGGCAACCGAGCGUCGGCCGGCGCUUGGCGAGGCACUUCGUCAUUGUGCACGGGAGAUGGAAAAACUGGGUCUUAUUGAAUUUCUUCCAGAUAAAUUGCCGGGACAAGCUGCAACGGCAUCCCCAUCUAAUGCCGGCUCGGGGACGCGUGUAGAGGGGCCUGGGGAAACGGUUGCAGCGGACGCUUGUCUGCAGGAACUUUGCCGGUUACACGUUCCUAACAUUCUCUUUGAGAUGCUCCGUGACGCCAUCCAUCGCCACCUUCUUGCCGAGCGGUUCGCCGAUGGCAGCGGGUCAAACGGUGGUGGCAGUGUGGCCUCAGCCAUUGUUGAAGCCUUUACCGCUUCUGCGCGCUGCCGUCGGUUUAGUGAACGCGUGUCCGGCUUUCCAGCGGCUCGUCCCCCAAGUAGCGCAUCAAUGCCGCUUCGUGCACUUUUGCGUGAGGUACCACACCCCGAGCCCACUGUGACGGAGGUAUUAAACCGUAUGUGCCGCGCAGAGGGCGAUAACAUAAUGAGCUGUGGUGGCGGUGCAGGUGUAGAUGCACUGGAAGGACCGUACCGCUUUCGGUAUGAUGCGGCUGUGGAGGCCAUGCAACGGGACUGUUGUGAGCGGAUGGUGUUCGCGCGCCACGGUGUGCUUGGUGUGCGGUUGAUCAAGUUGCUUCUUCAGCACCACCACAUGGAGGAUCGUAUGUUAGCUGAGGAGGCCAUAGCGACACUCCCCCGCACGCGAGAGGUGCUUCAUGCGAUGAUGCGUGACGGGUAUGUGCGUCAGCAGGAGGUACCUAAGACAAGUACAUUGACUGACCGGCUUCCAAAGAACUCUAUUUUCCUUUGGGGAUGUAACAUGGAGAGUGACCUCCUGCCCACUGUACGGCUGCAAGUGGCAAUGGCAUUACGACUAACGAUAACACGGCUCGCGAUGGAACGAAAUAAUGGUGUGGGUCCCGGCACAGCAAUGCCAACUCCAAUGAACAUCGUGGCGUCUGCUACCGCUACCAUAAACGGUGAUGUUCAUCCAACCGGUGGUUCUUAUGAAAGCAAACACGCAGUUGCGGCCCUGGAGAGCAGUGCAACGGCGUUGAUGGACAUGAUGCUAGUUUUGGACUUUUACUAA
Molecule: messenger RNA, 1692 nt
Organism: Trypanosoma brucei brucei TREU927
Lineage: Eukaryota; Euglenozoa; Kinetoplastea; Trypanosomatida; Trypanosomatidae
Exons: 1
Coding region: 1-1692 (563 amino acids)
Cellular component (GO): RNA polymerase III complex
Molecular function (GO): single-stranded DNA binding
Source: RefSeq, a predicted model, not a curated record